Molecule: messenger RNA, 3271 nt
Organism: Aspergillus candidus
Lineage: Eukaryota; Fungi; Ascomycota; Eurotiomycetes; Eurotiales; Aspergillaceae
Product: ATP-dependent 6-phosphofructokinase
Exons: 4
Coding region: 741-3134 (797 amino acids)
Biological process (GO): fructose 6-phosphate metabolic process; canonical glycolysis; fructose 1,6-bisphosphate metabolic process
Cellular component (GO): 6-phosphofructokinase complex; mitochondrion; cytoplasm
Molecular function (GO): ATP binding; monosaccharide binding; AMP binding
Source: RefSeq, a predicted model, not a curated record
CCUGUAUCUCCGUGGUUAUCCUGCCACGUCGCUGUCGCCGCACGGUUGGACCCCGAUGGCCUGAUCGGGGCCAGGAUAUAUAUUGCCUGAGGGGCCCCUCGUCUCAGCCAUUGCGCCCUCCACGUCUUUCUUCUCCGUCUACAACUUGAUAUCCACCAUCAAUUCGAUCCGAGCAUCCAUUCGAUCGCAAAGAAAUCCAUCAACAGAAAGAGAAAACAGAGUGACAUCACCCUACGCUAACCGGUUUGAGACGAUCUCUCUCCCCGCACUAACCCAGCUCGGACUAGUCUCGCUCUCUACUACUUCCUUCUCUUACUCUCACCUCUUUCUAUCUUCUUACUUUCAUUCUCUUCUUCGUAUCUUCAUCUUUAAUCUCCUCGACUUGCAUCAAUUCUCAUCCCCCUCAUUUGCUUUCGCAUCAUUCCAUCCGGUUGUUGGUUCAUCAACUCUAGCAUCAACCGUGACUUCAUACUAGCCUUCCGACUAGCUUCGGCGGGGCCCAAUCCGACCAACGAGUCUGUGACGUACGACCGACGACCGGUUUCCACUCCCUCUUUCUUCUCACCGGUACCCAUCCACCCCCGAAGCUAAUGCUGCUGAUCUCAUAAUGCUCCGGACGACAUUCUUCCUGGCUGUAUACUAAUUGCCGCAAUUCUCCCUCAUCCAGACCAUUCCCGAACUCCCCUUAUACCUCCCCCCCCCCCCAAAUCUCCUCUCCCUCUCCACGUUCGAUCCCCAUCAUGCCUCCGAUCGAACUCCCCAAGCGCCGGCGCAUUGCCGUCCUCACCUCCGGAGGGGAUGCCCCCGGCAUGAAUGGCGCCGUCCGCGCCGUCGUCCGCAUGGCCAUCUACUCCGACUGCGAGGCCUACGCCGUCUUUGAAGGCUACGAAGGCUUGGUGGCCGGCGGCGAGAUGAUCCGUCAACUACACUGGGAGGACGUCCGCGGCUGGCUCUCCCGCGGCGGCACCCUCAUCGGUUCCGCCCGCUCCAUGGCCUUCCGGGAACGGCCCGGCCGCCUGCGCGCCGCCAAGAACAUGGUCCUGCGCGGCAUCGACGCCCUCGUCGUCUGCGGCGGCGACGGCUCGCUCACCGGUGCCGACGUCUUCCGCGAGGAGUGGCCCGGUCUGCUCGACGAGCUCGUCACCAGCGGCGACCUCUCCACCGACCAGGUCGAUCCCUACCGCUCCCUCAACAUCGUCGGCCUCGUCGGCUCCAUCGACAAUGACAUGUCCGGCACCGACGCCACCAUCGGCUGCUACUCCUCCCUCACCCGCAUCUGCGACGCCGUCGACGACGUCUUCGAUACCGCCUUCUCCCACCAGCGGGGCUUCGUCAUCGAGGUCAUGGGCCGCCAUUGCGGCUGGCUCGCCCUCAUGGCCGCCAUCAGUACCGGCGCCGACUGGCUCUUCGUCCCGGAGACGCCCCCUCGCGAAGGCUGGGAGGAUGACAUGUGUUCCAUCAUCACCAAGAACCGCACCGAACGCGGCAAGCGUCGCACUAUCGUCAUCAUGGCCGAAGGCGCCCAUGACCGCCAGCUGAACAAGAUCUCCAGCAACACCAUCAAGGAUAUUCUGACCCAGCGCCUCGGCCUCGACACCCGCGUCACCGUCCUCGGCCACACCCAGCGCGGCGGCCCCGCCUGCGCCUACGACCGCUGGCUUUCCACCCUGCAGGGCGUCGAGGCCGUCCGUGCCGUCCUCGACAUCAAGCCCGGCAUGCCCUCCCCCGUCAUCACCAUCCGCGAGAACAAGAUCAUGCGCACCCCGUUGAUCGAGGCCGUCGACAUGACCAAGCGUGUCGCCGCCUUCAUCGAGCGCAAGGACUUUGACGGCGCCAUGGCCCUCCGCGAUUCCGAAUUCAAGGAAUACUACUGGGCCUAUCGCAACACCGCCACGCCCGAUCAUCCCCGCAUGCUCCUCCCGGAGAACAAGCGCAUGCGCAUCGCCAUCAUCCACGUCGGCGCCCCCGCCGGCGGCAUGAACCCCGCCACGCGCGCCGCCGUCUCCUACUGCCUCGUCCGCGGUCACACCCCCCUGGCCGUCCACAACGGCUUCCCCGGCCUCUGCCGCCACCACAACGACACCCCCGUCAGCUCCGUCCGCGAGGUCCACUUCGUCGAGGCCGACCCCUGGGUCAACGAGGGCGGCUCCGACAUCGGCACCAACCGCAGCCUGCCCGCCGAGGACUUUGAGACCACCGCCCGCUGCUUCGAGCAGUACCGCUUCGACGCCAUCUUCGUCGUCGGCGGCUUCGAGGCCUUCACCGCCGUCAGCCAGCUGCGCCAGGCCCGCGACCGCUUCCCGGCCUUCCGCAUCCCCAUGACCGUCCUGCCCGCCACCAUCUCCAACAACGUCCCCGGCACCGAGUACUCCCUCGGCAGCGACACCUGUCUCAACACCUUGGUCGAAUUCUGCGACGCCAUCCGCCAGUCGGCCUCGUCCUCGCGCCGUCGCGUCUUCGUCAUCGAGACCCAGGGCGGCAAGUCCGGUUACAUCGCCACCACCGCGGGCCUCGCCGUCGGCGCCGUCGCCGUCUACAUCCCCGAGGAGGGGAUCAACAUCAAGAUGCUCUCCCGCGACAUUGACUUCCUGCGCGAGAACUUUGCCCGCGACAAGGGCGCCAACCGCGCCGGCAAGAUCAUCCUGCGCAAUGAGACCGCCUCGUCCACCUACACCACCCAGGUCAUCGCCGACAUGAUCAAGGAGGAGGCCGACGGCCGCUUCGAGUCGCGUUCCGCCGUGCCGGGCCACUUCCAGCAGGGCGGCAAGCCGUCGCCCAUGGACCGCAUCCGCGCCCUGCGCAUGGCCAUCCGCUGCAUGAUGCACCUGGAGGACUACGCGGGGAAGUCGGGGGCCGAAAUCGCGGCCGACGAGCUGUCCGCCUCGGUUAUCGGGAUCAAGGGCUCGCAGGUGCUGUUCUCACCGAUGGGAGGCGCCACGGGACUCGAGGCUACCGAGACGGACUGGAAGCGCCGUCGUCCCAAGUCCGAGUUCUGGCUGGAACUUCAGGACACGGUCAACAUUCUUUCCGGACGGGCCACGCUAGGUGAGGGAAAGACGCUGGGCGAGGGAAAGAUGUCAUGGGCUUGCUACGAAAAUAUCAUGCCACCCGCAUCCCGACCAGGCUCACCAUAGCCACCAUUCCCAACGCAAUGAAGUGAUGAUGUAUGACGAAGGCGGCGUGGUUUUACCAUUCAAUCCAGUACAGUACAGUAAUUCUAGUUUGAUAUUCUGUAGAUGCAGACGACCCUGAAUGCAAUGCAAUGUUCUUU